CGAAGACACGGCGGUAUAUUUGAUUAUUACCUGCCCAGCUGCGCCACGCACUCAAAUCCACACCACUCUCGAUGCUGAUCUCAAAGGCCAGACCGCGGAUGAAGGCUACGAACUUUUCGAAGAAGCUCAAAAUGAAUCGACGAGUUAUAGCGUUGAAGCUACGGAAGCAGUUCGACGAAAGAUUGACCUGCAUCUACUGCCAUUGGUGUGCAUUCUAUACGGACUCAAUUAUGUAGACAAAGUGGCAAUGGGAUGGGCUGUACUCUUCAACUUUCGGGACGAUCUAGGACUCCACGGAACUCAAUACUCUUAGGCAAGCAGUAUGUUUUACUUCGGAUACUUGGCUGCUCAGUAUCCUGCAAAUUAUCUUCUUCAACGGUACAAAACUGCGAGGAUUUUGAGCAUCGCAGUUAUUGCUUGGGGAGCGCUGAUGCUUGCGCAUCUUGGACUGAAGAACUUCGCCGGGCUCAUGGUUGUCCGUUUCUUGCUUGGCGUCUCUGAGUCUGUUGUGUCCCCGGGCUUCGUACUCUAUACCUCCAUGUUCUACACCCGUCGAGAACAAGUCCUUCGCACAAUGCUUUGGGCAGCCAUGCAAGGUAGUUUCUCCAUCGUUGCCUCGCUUCUUUCAUACGGACUAGGGCAUAUAACCAAUACUGCUCUAAAACCGUGGAUGUACAUCUUCCUUGUACUUGGGUUACUCAGUAUCUUGACCGGUCUUGGUUGGUUGUUUUUCAUGCCAGAAACUCCCAACAAAGCCAAAUUUCUGUCCCACGAAGAGAAGAUUAUUGCAGUACAGAGAGUUGCGGAGAACAUGAUGGGUGUGAAGGGAUACGAGUGGAAGUAUUACCAAAUGUGGCACGCUGUCAAAGAUCCCAAGACCUGGCUACUCCUUGCUUUCGUGUUCUUCACUCAGCUACCGAAUGGCGGAUUGACAAGCUUCGGAUCUCUGGUUGUAUCCGGUUUUGGAUUCGACAGCUUCAAGACUCUUUUGAUUGGCCUGCCUUCGUCCGUUGUAAGUGCAGGAAGCAUGAUCGUAUGGGGAUACUUCUCCAUGAAACAUGGCAAUCUGAGGACUUGGGGCAUGAUCGUUCCUCUGCUUCCCGCGAUAGCAGGAAUUGGAGCUGUCUAUGGAACUGAAGGUACUGGAACGAACAAAUACGGUCGUGUUGUAGCUUAUUGGCUCAUCAACUCGUAUGCUGUUACUUGGCCAUUUUGUCUGACCAUCAUUGGCCAAAAUAUCUCUGGUCACACAAAGCGUGCUACUACAAACAUCAUGCUCUUCAUGAUUUUCGCUGCAGCUAAUAUUGGAGGUCCAUUCUUCUUCCGCUCUCAAGAUGCGCCAAAGUAUGUCUUAGCCAUCACGAUCAUUUUAGUGUGUUUCUGUGCAGCUUUGCUCUGCGGUAUCGGGCUUCGAGUGUAUAUGAGCAUGGAGAAUAAGAAGCGGGAUCGCCAAUUCGGGGAACUUCAGACUACCGAGGAGAAGCUGGAGGGAAUGAGAUUCGGUAUGCAUGACAAGACUGAGCUAGAAAAUGUAGAUUUCAGAUACGUGCUUUAG
Molecule: messenger RNA, 1555 nt
Organism: Mollisia scopiformis
Lineage: Eukaryota; Fungi; Ascomycota; Leotiomycetes; Helotiales; Mollisiaceae
Product: MFS general substrate transporter
Exons: 4
Coding region: 323-1555 (410 amino acids)
Biological process (GO): dipeptide transport; allantoate transport; transmembrane transport
Cellular component (GO): plasma membrane
Molecular function (GO): dipeptide transmembrane transporter activity; allantoate transmembrane transporter activity
Source: RefSeq, a predicted model, not a curated record